This is a messenger RNA of Aureobasidium musti, 1362 nucleotides long. The record is from the annotation of a GenBank genome assembly. Lineage: Eukaryota; Fungi; Ascomycota; Dothideomycetes; Dothideales; Saccotheciaceae.
AUGGAUCGCGAUUGGCCGAGCGGCCGCACUUCGUCAAUCGUCGACGAAAAGAGCCACGAGCCACUUCUGUCAAUUCUGUCCACCAUCGUCGAAACGGCCUGCAAACUCCAGAAAGAUGGACAUCGCGUGGUCAUUGUAUCGUCCGGCGCCAUUGGCGUCGCCCUAGGUCACAUGGAGAUGGAACGCAGACCGAAACACCUGCCUCAAGUCCAGGCCCUGGCUGCCAUUGGACAGUGCAAGCUCAUGAGUCUCUGGGACCAGCUCUUCAUGCACAGAAGACAGCCAAUCGCUCAGAUCUUGCUCACAAGAAACGAUAUCGCCGACCGAACUCAAUACCUUAAUGCUCAGAACACCUUUAUCGAGCUGAUCCAUAUGGGGGUCAUUCCCAUUGUCAACGAGAACGACACUUUGUCCGUCGCUGAGAUCAAGUUUGGUGACAACGAUACACUUUCCGCCAUCACUGCUGCCAUGGUUCAGGCCGAUUACUUGUUCCUUAUGACAGAUGUGGACUGUCUGUACGACAGCAAUCCUCGCUCAAAUCCCAACGCCAAAGCCAUUGAAGUUGUCGAGGACAUUGGAGAGCUGGUCGCCGACGUCUCGAGUGCCGGUUCUUCAGUAGGCACUGGUGGUAUGGCUACUAAGAUCACUGCUGCUCGGUUAGCAACCUCUGCUGGUGUAACCACCAUCAUUACCCGCUCAGACAAGCCUGGCAAUAUCGCCAACAUUGUUGCAUAUGCCGAGUCGAAGAAGGCAGAAGAACUUGCGGCCAAACGCUCGUCACGACAGAGCUCAACAGAAGGCUCAGAGUCAAUGAGCAAUUCGACAAGCAAUCUGACACUGGAUGAUUCUUCGCUCGUGAAGAAAGCUGUCGUCAAUGAAGUAUCAAGCACGAAUGGAACCGUGUCACCUAAACUCGAUACUCCAUCAUUGCCUCCACUACAUACUCGCUUCAUCCCUGAUCUUCAUCCGAUCAGAGACCGAUACUUCUGGCUGCUGUAUGGCCUAGCACCUCAUGGGACAGUCUACAUCGACAAAGGCGCACACAGAGCACUAGCUGACAAGGCUGGCCUCUUACCAGCAGGCGUGGUAGAGGUCGAGGGCAACUUCGCACAGCAAGAAGCCGUGCGGAUAGUGGUGGUGCAGCGCAAAUCAAAGAGCUCGUUCGAAGCGCUGGUCAACUACUCGGCAGCGGAGAUUAAGAGAAUCCGCGGCCUCAAGAGCACAGAGAUUCAUGGUGCUUUGGGUUAUGCUGAUAGUGAGUACAUUGCGCUGAGAGAAAACAUUGCAUUCGGCAAUAGGACGAGCAGACCUACCACGCCCAGUCGUAUGUCGAUGAGCCAGGAAUCAGAAGUCAGACAUUAG